AUCAUAAUUACCGCCCAAGUAGUGUGUGUCUUACUCUUCUUUACUUCACUUUACUUCACUACUACUUAAGUAUCUGGAUCUCCCACCUUCCCCCGGUUACUUCUCUCUUCUACAAACUCCUCACACUUACCUUCGUUUCUACACUCAGCAAGCAACAGCGUCUUUGCACCUGCUGAUUCAUCUCCCACUUUCGCUUUUCAGUACCUCACUCACAGUCGUUAACCUCAAUCUUAGCGAUCACAACAGCUAUCAUCAUGUAUUUCAAGUAUGCUGCUGCUGCUGCGCUCUCUGCAGUGGUUCCCCUGUGCACUGCGCAGACCUACACCGACUGUAACCCUCUGGAGAAGACCUGCCCUGCUGAUACAGCUCUGAGCUCUUCCACCUUCACAUCCGACUUCACCCAGGGCGAAUCUUCCUUCGCUGGAUGGACUGCUACUGCCAACAACGUCACCUUCGAUGAGAACGGUGCUGCGUUCACCAUCAACCAAAGAGGCCAGGCCCCCACCAUCCAGACCAACUUCUACUUCUUCUUCGGCAGAGCCGAGGUUGUCAUGAAGGCUGCCAGCGGCACUGGUAUCGUUAGCAGCAUUGUCUUGGAGUCGGACGACUUGGAUGAGGUCGACUGGGAAGCUCUGGGCGGUGACACUACCCAGGUUGAGACCAACUACUUCGGCAAGGGUGACACUACCACCUAUGACCGCGCCACCUGGGUUGAAAUCUCUUCGCCUCAGGAGAAUUGGCACACUUACACCGUCGACUGGACCGAGACUGCUCUUAAGUGGUACGUCGACGGUAACCUGGUCCGCACUCUGGCCUACAACGACGCCUCUAGCGGCACUCGCUUCCCCCAGACGCCCAUGAACCUGAGAAUUGGUAUUUGGGCUGGUGGUGACUCCGACAAUGCUGCCGGCACCAUCGAAUGGGCCGGAGGUGAGACCGACUACAGCAAGGUUCCCUUCACCAUGUACGUCAAGUCUGUUUCGAUCACCAACAACAACCCGGGCUGCAGCUACACCUACGGUGAUAAGACCGGCAGCUACAGCAGCAUUGUCGUGAACAAGGACGGUUGCGAAGUCACCGGCGGCUCUUCUUCCUCUGCUGUUGCCUCAUCUUCCACUGCCUCCACCCUUGCCUCUUCUGCUUCUUCUGCCUCGGGUGCUGCUGGUUCCUCCACGGGAUCUCCUACUGGUGCCUCCGUCAGUGCUAGCGCUACCGGUGGUGUCAUCGGCAACAGCGCUGGAGUUGGCGCUCUCGUCUCCGCCGCUGCUGCUUCCACCCCUGCCGCUGCCGCCACCAGUGGUGUGAUUGGUGGUGGUGUGGGUGGUGCUGCCGCCUCCUCUUCCGCCGCCGCCGCUGCUGCUUCCUCUUCCGCUGCGGCUGCCGCCUCCCCCUCCGCCAGCGGUCUUUUCACCGGUGCCGCCUCCACCGUCAGCACUUCGGUCGGUGCCAUGCUUCUCGGUGUCUUCUGUGCUAUGCUGUGCCUGUAAGAUCUUUUCCUCGAUGGAAAUGAUUUUACGUUUCGUCCCGGCAUAGUCAUGAGUCAUCAUCCUCCCCCCACCCAUUAUCUUUUUGCUUAAUCAUCUUCGCUGCAUAACCUUUUUACACUUUUUAUUCCCGAACCUGUACUUGUACGGUUUGUACAUAACUUGAGCUGGGUUGCUUGGAGAAACAAGAUCGAGGAAAGGACAGGGACAUGGAAGCGCUGCACUGUUUGGUUUCUGUUACUUUUGGUUCUAUUAUUUUUUCCCCGACAAUUGAGAACCGGAAGUCUAGAAUAGACAGUUGAGGAAAUUUUGUGUCUGGUUUAUUUCUUUGGACUUGUGACGAGGAGAGGAACGGGAUGACCCCAACCUCAUUUCUUGCACACAUUUCUCGGCGAUGCGCUCUUUUGCUCGUGCAGAGUUAUUUUCUUAGCCACUCAUCCGGAAUUGUCUUUUUUGCUGG
This is a messenger RNA of Aspergillus saccharolyticus JOP 1030-1, 1944 nucleotides long. RefSeq names its product glycoside hydrolase family 16 protein. The record is from RefSeq and is a predicted model, not a curated record. The transcript is spliced from 3 exons. Lineage: Eukaryota; Fungi; Ascomycota; Eurotiomycetes; Eurotiales; Aspergillaceae. Bases 255 to 1487 code for a protein of 410 amino acids. Gene Ontology annotation, molecular function: hydrolase activity, hydrolyzing O-glycosyl compounds; glycosyltransferase activity. Gene Ontology annotation, biological process: fungal-type cell wall organization; carbohydrate metabolic process. Gene Ontology annotation, cellular component: fungal-type cell wall.